GGGUGUAGAAAUGCUCAGGCUAACGCAUCCUCCAGUUGCAGCAGUAGCCACAACUGGCCCAUCUCUGAACUGCGCUGGUUGGCAGCCUCCAAGGAGCUCCUGCAUGGGGGCCUCAACCUGUUCCCCGUCGACGACAGCGUGAGGGGACUCUGCUCCGGUCCAAAGAAGGAUGCUGAGCAGAUGGAGGAACAGCUUGAAGACGUGAGCCUACUCUUCUGUUGACCUUAUCUGUCUUGCUUUACUUAGCAUUGAUGUUGAUGUCUCACUUUGUCUAAGUCCCAUGUAUUGGGUAUCUUUCUUUCUGUCUAUAGUAAGGCAAGAUAAAAAAUGUGUACUUAGGGUGCUAAAAGUUACAGAUUGCUACUUUUUCAUUCAUUUCAUUCUCUCUCUCUCUCUCUCUCUCUCUCUCUCUCUCUCUUUUCUUUCUUCCUUCUAUUUAAGAAUGAUGGAUGCCACUGUGUUCUUGGGGACAGGUGUGUGCCUUUCCAAAUCAUGUCCAAUCAAUAGAAUGUACCACAGGUGGACUCCAAUGAAGUUGUAGAAACAUCUCAAGGAUGAUCAAUGGAAAAAGGAUGCACCUGAGCUCAAUUUCGAGUCUCAUAGCAAAGGGUCUGAAUACUUAUGUAAAUAAAGUAUUUCUGUUUUUUUAUUUUUUUUUUAUACAUUUGCAAAAAUGUCUUCAAACCUGUUUUUGCUUUGUCAUUAUAGUGUGUUGUGUGUAGAUUGAUGAGGGUAAAAACAAUUUAAUCAAUUUUUGAAUAAGGCUGUAAUGUAACAAAAUGUGGAAAAAGUCAAGGGGUCUGAAUACUUUCCGAAUGCACUGCAUAUUCUGUUUGUUUUGUAAACUUCAUGUCAACAACAUCAGUUCCUAUUAGUGCUACAAUGCAAGUCCCAUGGAAUAAAAGCGUUCUGCUCUCUGUGGUAGAGAUGUACUCUAACUUUUCUUUCUGUAUGCAGGCCAAGUUCUUUUUGUAUGUAGCUCUGCUGAGAAAUAGGCUAAUUUGCGCUCUAAUGGUGUUUUCCCCACUUAGCUAGAAAUCAAAGUUUGCGGCCAGAGGGGCAGUCUAGGAAUCAGCAUUGCAGGAGGGAAGGGCUCUCUGCCUUACAAGGAGCAUGACGAGGUCAUCCUUAUCGCAGGAGCAGCCCUGCUGCAGCCCCAAUCGGAACACCACACCUCCUGCAUGAUAAGGGUAGCUAAUAAUAAUAAUAUCUCUGGAGUGGCAUUUAUAAAUGGCAGGAAUGUUAGCCAGCAGUAAAGUAGCUGAAUAUUUACCUAGGCAGUUGAUAUUUCAUUUCAGUGUUAGCGCUCAGCUGACAUAUUUUAGAUUCAAAUUCAGAUCAGAUUAUUGGCGGUGAAGAGAAACCAAAGUUGAUUAAAACAAUUCCCUUGGUGAUGUUUGCCAUUCAAUUCCAGUUGUUGUACUUCUACUAUAGUUUAUAUUACAUUUUGUAUAUCUUUAUAUCCAACGCGUCGAGAGGAGCACCAUCGGAAAAGGUGGGGGUCCACAUUGGAGACAGAGUGCUAGAGGUUGGACCCAAAUAUCCUCCCAUGUUGUAGGCCCCCUAGUUCUGUUUAUUUUCAUGUAGCUACUAUGACCACCAGAUUAUAAAUCACCAGUGUACAUCCCCUCCAUACCAGGCUCAGUAAAAUAGGCCAUUGCAAUUCACCUCCUGGCCAGAGGAGGGCGGCAUUAGACAGACACAAAUGCACAAACUGUGGUCUGCAGAGGUUACAGUUACAAAGGAGUUAUGCUGGUUAGUAGAAACAAAUAUUUUUCUCUUAAAAACAAGUAUGCAAAAAUAUCUGUAUCUAGUGUGAUAUUGGUCAAGGAGUUGACCUUUCAUUUGCACUGCACUGCAAAUGUAAUCUCAAACUCUUAGACCAAAUGUGGCUCUGAAUGAUCUAUUGCUGGUCUAUAAAUAGACCUGUUUAUUUUCAGUGAAUGCACACUUCGAGGCGAUAGCUUCUAUUUACCACCCUCGACCCCUGCUUCUACUUUCGCUGGUGUCCAACUGGAUCAUUUGUCACUUGUCCAUCCAGGUCAAUGGCCUGGACAUGCAAGUGGUCAGCCACCACGAGGCUGCCCUGAGGAAUGCUGGGAGCUGCAUCAAGAUGAAAGUCAUGCCUCGAUGCCUGCCGGGUCCAGCAGGAAAGUGCUGUUGCUGUCACCGUGAAGAGAGACAUUCUCAUGAGCUGGCAGCUUGUUGACCAGGAGGAAGGACGCCAGCCACCCAAGGCCCAGCAGCCAGGCCCGGAGCCCUCUGUGGACUGUAGCCUGGCCAAGAGGAUUGAGACUGUGGUCUGUAACGGCAACGGAGUGGUGAGUGGAGUUUACCACUCCAAUGGCUCCAAGUAUAAUUGUGUUGGCAAAAUAAAAGUGAGGCAGAAUAGAAUCCUAGGUUGGGUAUUGUCUUUUUAAAACGACUCCAAUAAUAUAGUGUCUCGUUUUUUUCAGAACAUUCUCUCCAUCUAUAGGUUAUGCAGCGUUUCCCAAACUCGGUCCUCGGGACCCCAAAGGGUGCACGUUUUGGCUUGUGCCAUAACAUUACACAGCUGAUUCAAAUUAUCAAAGCUUGAUGAUUAGUUGAUUAUUCGAAUCAGCUGUGUAGUGCUAGGGCAAAAACCAAAAUGUGCACCCCUUGGGUCCCGAGGACAGAGUUUGGGAAACCUUGGGUUAUGGUCUUCAUUAUUGUUCAUGUCUUUGGUUCUUCUCAGCCUGAUCUGGAGACUGUCCUUAAUUGGUCAUUCUUUGAAUGAGAACCGGAGACCUCGUUUAAAAGCCAUGCACUUCAAGUGGUGAAAAAUACCAUGACGGUAAGCAAAAAGCUUUCUCAGGGGUCUAAAAAAGAUGCCCUUUCCUCACACCCUCUCCUUUAUCACCAUUGUCUGAAAAACUGACCAGGUAAAAGCCAGCUGGUGGAAGCUCAUCAUUAGGCUGGUUUUCACCUGGUCGAGUAUUUUCUGAUCAGUCGAGGGGAAGGAGAUGAAGGGAGGACAGAACAAUCACAUUUUUUGAAAGAGUUUCUGAUGCAAUCUUUGAAACUUGUCAGAGUCAUCGCAUAGUGUCCCAUACAGAUAUAGGAUCUUCAUUUGAUCACCCUGUUGCAGGAUAACUUUCCUGGAAGUGAAAAAACUUGUAGUGUAUUUGAGGUUUAAAAAGGCUUCUGAAGUUUGUAAUUUCCACUUUGAAAUUUCAGACUUGAUUUUCACUUAUGAAAAAUGUAUCAACCCCUACAACAAUGUCCAUUAGUUAUAAUCCACAUAAUACUGUAAUUCACAUUUCCCGUUGCUGAUGGAUUAUUCUCCUACUGUAGUAAACUGGCUCGAAUUAAGAUCCUGCAUCUGUAGAUGUACGCACUUGUUGAAUAAUUAAUCCUCUAUUAGCCCCUUAUCAAACGACCUUAACGGGAUUGUUCACUUCAAAAGUUUGUCAGAAGUGUUCCAAGCUCAGAAGUGGUAUAAUGCUAAAUUGAAGCCAUGUCCCACCCCAUCCGUUGUUUAGUAUACUUCAACCCCAGAUUAAUCGAAAAGAUACGCACUGUCAAAUUUCCAAAUUUUAUUCAGUGCCUCUUUCCCAUUCAUUUGGGAUUAGGGGGUAAAGCUGGAUCUAGACAACAGAUGAAGUGAGACGUGGACUCGUCUCGACAGUUGUGAAAUUCUAGUUGUGAAAUGCCAGUAUGUUAUCAAACUAGAUGAUUUACCGAUCAUCCAUUUUAUUUCCCACCCAAUCAUGUUCAAUUCCUGGGCAAUCUCCUGCUAGAUACCUCGGAUUAUCCUCACCCACCCCUCUACCUCAGACGACGAUGUGGAGCCUGUGACACAGGACCCUGACAGUGAGGCAUUAGAGGACUUUGAGGAUCCAGACUGCCACAUCCACUCUGAGUGCUUUAACAGUGCUUACUAUCCCCCCUGA
Messenger RNA from Coregonus sp. 'balchen', 3914 nucleotides. The record is from the annotation of a GenBank genome assembly. Lineage: Eukaryota; Metazoa; Chordata; Actinopteri; Salmoniformes; Salmonidae.